This is a messenger RNA of Budorcas taxicolor (takin), 2154 nucleotides long. It is a transcript of the gene NR1I2, whose product is annotated as nuclear receptor subfamily 1 group I member 2. The transcript is spliced from 12 exons. NCBI's taxonomy places the organism in Eukaryota, Metazoa, Chordata, Mammalia, Artiodactyla, Bovidae. The record is from RefSeq and is a predicted model, not a curated record. Gene Ontology annotation, molecular function: nuclear receptor activity; RNA polymerase II cis-regulatory region sequence-specific DNA binding; zinc ion binding. Gene Ontology annotation, biological process: cell differentiation; negative regulation of transcription by RNA polymerase II; positive regulation of transcription by RNA polymerase II. The coding region runs from base 1 to 2154 and encodes 717 amino acids.
AUGAUAGUAUUCUUGGAAUCUGGUGGCCCCCUAGGCAACAGCCCAGACAUCAGGCCCUUUAACUUGGCCUCGUCUGUGUUUCUGACAUUCAGAUUCACCAGGAAAGGAUCUGAACAGGUCAAUAGAUCCCAUGCCACUGGAGAGAGCAAUUACCCCAUGCCCCACAGGCCCAGGAAGCUGAUGGACCGCUGGCAGGCACCUGGACCUGGUCCAACCAGCAGCCCCUGUGAGGGCAGUGUGGGUGGGACAGGCCUACCUAGCCUCAUGCUCCGCCAGCAGGCUCAGACUGUUGAGUGGGGAUGGAAUGGCCCUGGGCAUGUCCGGGGCCAGGCUAAGGGCAAUGAUCUGGGGACACAUGCAGCAUGGGCGCGUGGCUGCAGUUCCGGACGCAGAGCGGGGCUGCUAGCCAGCCAGUGUGGCUGCAGUUCCAGGAAGGCCCCCUCCGCCAGCUCGCCCACCGUCCUGACAGGGAAGCACAGGGCCUGCCUGUCGCCACAUCACCACACUCCGUGGCAUCCAGCACAGGCUAGAGGAGGGGACAGAGGUCUGAAAUGGCUCUUUGAUUUGGGAACACUUUUUGCAUCUGUGGAGCAGUUAGAGUGUUCACAGCAGACCCUGGAGUUCUGCCAAAAGAGUGACUUUCAGCUCCUGGAGAAUCUGAAAAAAGACCAGCAUAACAGAGUGGAAGCUCUAGUACUCUUCCCCCAUUUCUUCUAUGGAAAGUCAGCUCUUGUGUCCACAAAACCAAACAGGAGAGAUGCACACUGCGGCUGCCUCAGCACACCCCCGUCCAGGGUUCUCAUGCUCUGUGGUGUUCUCACUUCUAGUCCAAGAGGCUCAGAAGCAAAGCUGGAGGUGGGCCGUGAAGAACAGUGGAACCAUGCUGACCUCGUGCACCGUGGAGAAGCUGACUCUGCAUCUACAAAUCCCAUCCUUGGCACAGACGAGGAAGAAGAGGGUCCCCAGAUUUGCCGUGUAUGUGGGGAUAAGGCCACUGGUUAUCACUUCAAUGUCAUGACAUGUGAAGGAUGCAAGGGCUUUUUCAGAAGGGCCAUGAAACGCAAUGCCCGGCCCCGGUGCCCCUUCCGGAAGGGCACCUGUGAGAUCACCCGGAAGACCCGGCGUCAAUGCCAGGCCUGCCGCCUUCGCAAGUGCCUGGAGAGCGGCAUGAGGAAAGAGAUGAUCAUGUCCGAUGCAGCUGUGGAGCAGAGACGGGCCUUGAUCAGGAGGAAGAAGAGAGAACGGACGGAAACUCAGCCCCCUGGAGCCAAGGGUCUGACUGAAGAGCAGCUAAUGAUGAUCCGGGAGCUGACGACUGCCCAGAUGAACACCUUUGACAGCACCUUCAUUCAUUUCAAGAAUUUCCGGCUGCCAGAUGUGCUCAGUAGUGGCCGCCAGAAUCCAGAGCCUCUGCAGAUUCAGUCCAAGGAAGAAGCCGCCAAGUGGAGAAAGAUCAGGGAAGAGCUAUGUUCAGUGAAGCUCUCCUUGCAGCUGCGGGGGGAGGACGGCAGCGUCUGGAACUACAAGCCCCCAGCCGACAAUGGCGGGAAAGAGAUCUUCUCCCUGUUGCCCCACAUCGCUGACGUGUCCACCUACAUGUUCAAAGGCAUCAUCAACUUUGCCAAGGUCAUCUCCUGUUUCAGGGACCUGCCCAUAGAGGACCAGAUCUCCCUGCUGAAGGGGGCCGCCUUUGAGUUGUGCCAGCUGAGAUUCAACACGGUGUUCAAUGCAGAGACCAGGACCUGGGAGUGCGGUCGGCUGUCCUACUGCUUGGAAGACCCUGCAGGUGGCUUCCAGCAGCUUCUCCUGGAGCCUGUGUUGAAAUUCCACUAUAUGCUGAAGAAGCUGCAGCUGCAUAAGGAGGAGUACGUGCUUAUGCAGGCCAUCUCCCUUUUCUCUCCAGACCGCCCAGGUGUGGUGCAGCGCCUCGUGGUAGACCAGCUGCAGGAACAGUUCGCCAUGACCCUGAAGGCCUACAUCGAGUUCAACCGGCCCCAGCCCGCCCACAGGUUCUUGUUCCUGAAGAUCAUGGCCAUACUCACCGAGCUCCGCAGCAUCAGCGCCGAGCACACCCAGCAGCUACUGCGCAUCCAUGACGUUCACCCCUUCGCCACCCCACUCAUGCAGGAGCUCUUCAGCACCACAAAUGGCUGA